CAUUUUAAUAUGCAUCAGAAUAUAUAUAAGUAAAGGCGAAUAAUUUAAUGGGAGUUAAAUUAAAAUAAUUUUGCAGUGCUUUACAGUCGUGAUCUAACGGUUACUUGUUUCUUUUUGACAUAUUACACUUCCUUUGGCCACUACUAGCUCACGCAGACACAAAAAACCGACUUCCUGUGUGACAUUAGGCUCGCGUCAACGUCUGCGUUAUGCAUACCCUCUAAUGGAAAGAUGUUAACUGUAUCGUGGUGUAUCAUCAUUUCUGAGUGUGGGCAUCAAGGAAUAUUCCCUCCACUAAGUUAAUUGUGGACUUGCGGGAGAAGACGUGACGUCUCAGUAUCCUUUGAGCAAACAGCAGUGACUUUGCACUGGGAACAGGGUCCUCACACGUGCGAUGUGAAACAUGGACCAUCCAGCGUAUCAUGGGCCGAUAAGCAAACAGAGAUGUGAGGAGCUGCUUGGCAAGAAAGGAAAGGACGGAACAUACCUCAUUCGUGACAGUGAGACCAUUCAGGGAGCUCUCUGUCUCUGUGUAUACAAGCAAAAAGUGGUCUAUACAUAUAGGAUCCUUCAAACCCACUCUGGAUCCUUCACUUUACAGGCUAGCUCAGGUGUAGAGGAGAAGUUUUUUGUAACCCUGAAGGAUCUUAUUCGCCAUUACAAGAAAAAGAAUCAAGGACUUGCAACACACUUACACCGUUCGCUGAAAAGAAAAACACUGCAAGAACAGCCUUUGCGACGUCCAGAACCACUAGUGCCUGAUGAGGAAAAUGAUUAUGAAAAUGUUGAGUGCUCAGGGGACUAUGUUGUUGUUCUGCCAGACUGAUUUAGUCACAAUGUGACAUAUGGACUGGAUAACUGGAUCAGCCAAUACAAAGGAUAUAGCUGAUAAUGUGUCCAAGAACUUUCUUAACAUUCGCAUUAAAUGAAUCCCAUUUUACCGUAUGAUUUUGUGCAUGGUAAAUGCGUAAAUCGUGGAUGUGAAUUUCAAUGCUGUUAUGUUGUGGAUUUUGGAUCAUAAUAAUUUGAGUGAAAAGUUGAAUUGAAAAAUUAGCAUGGUUUCCAGAAUGUCUUAAUAUGUGCUACAUUUUGCUUUAAUUUAAUAAAAUAUUAAAUAUUAUUUAUUUCACAACAUUCUAGAAAUUCUAAAGCUUGUUUAGUUUUUAAACUCAAAUUUUCAAUGUAGCCACAGACUUAAGUUAAUGUACUUGGCCAAUAAAGUUUUGCUAUUUAUACUGUAAUACUAAUCUGGUUGGGAGAGAAAUAUUUGGUUCAUAUUUUGUGUUUGAUGACCUGAUAAUAGCACAAGAAGGUAUGGAAGCCCAUUUCCGCCAAAAUAUGAUCAAAAAAUAAAAACAGUAAUUGUGACUUUAUCUCAGAAUUGUGAGUUAUAAAGUCCGAAUUCUGACUUUUUUCUCGCAAUUCUGA
This is a messenger RNA of Megalobrama amblycephala (Wuchang bream), 1428 nucleotides long. RefSeq lists its product as uncharacterized. NCBI's taxonomy places the organism in Eukaryota, Metazoa, Chordata, Actinopteri, Cypriniformes, Xenocyprididae. The transcript is spliced from 4 exons. Bases 404 to 826 code for a protein of 140 amino acids. The record is from RefSeq and is a predicted model, not a curated record.